Messenger RNA from Naegleria lovaniensis, 1977 nucleotides. RefSeq lists its product as uncharacterized. The transcript has a single exon. Gene Ontology annotation, molecular function: protein binding. The record is from RefSeq and is a predicted model, not a curated record. NCBI's taxonomy places the organism in Eukaryota, Heterolobosea, Eutetramitea, Acrasida, Naegleriidae. The coding region runs from base 1 to 1977 and encodes 658 amino acids.
AUGCGAUCUUCUUUCAAUCGGUUGUUUUCAAGUAAUAGCAGUUCGUCCUCUUCAUCAGCCGCCACAGCAGCAGCCCUGAACAACAACAUCAAUUCUACAACUUCUCCAAAUCAUCAUCACUCACAACAACAGGGAGGAGAGGUUGCUAUCCAUCAUCAUCAUCACGAUACCAAUGGAGCCAUCAACUCCUCCUCAUCUCGGGUGCCAAAAACUGGGAUUCAUGUCGUUCCGCCACAACAACAUCAUCAAAACGAUUCAGACCGAUCAUCUCCCACAACAAUUAUCGGAGAUGUUGCUAAACCAAUUUCUCAAACACAAGCAAAACAAUUUUUUAAAUAUAUGAAAAAGUUAAAAAUAGACGGUGUGGAGCAACUGCUGAAAGAGAAUAUCAAUUAUCUCAUGGUCCGAGAUGUUGAUGGAAGUACACCACUGAUUAAAGCUGCUUCGAAAAACAUGCUCAGUUUCGUUGAGUUGUUUUGUAGGAUGAAUAGAGACAACAAAGUAGGAUUUUCUUGUUUAGACUUGACCAACAAAGAAAGAUAUACUGCCAUCAACAUUGCUGUAAAAAAACAUAAUACUAACAUUGUCAGCUUGUUGUUACAAUAUGGUGUAAAUAUUUCAGACACUCCUAACAAAGAUGGAAAUUUACCCAUUCACAGCGCUAGUAGACGUGGAUUUACUGAAAUAAUUUCUAUACUUGUAAAACAUGAUCCUAAUCAAUUGAAUAUCACCAAUCCUUGUAAUCAAAGAACUCCAUUAUUCAUGGCAGCUCAACAUGGGCAUUUAGAAACAGUUGAAUGGUUCCUAAACCAGCCUGGAAUAGAUCUCGCGAUGAAAAGUAAAGACAACAAGAGACCAAUUCACUCAGCCGCAUCUCAUGACAAUGUAGAAGUUGUAAAAUUACUGCUAGAAAAGGGUAAAGAAUAUAUCAAUAUCCUGACAAGCUCUGAUAACGAGAAAGAUAAGCGAUACACACCAUUGCAUUAUUGUUGUAAGAAGGCAGCACUAACAACAGCUAAAUAUUUAUUAGAACAAGGAGCAUUAUUGGACAUUUUUAUUAACAAUGCAAAAUUUAACUAUUUUGGAAAAAAGACGCCGCUCUACCUGGCAAUUCAAAGCAAACGAGAAGAAAUUUUAAAGCUUUUUCUUUCAUACUACAAAAUCAUUAUGGAACUUUCCGAGAACCCUAUUAGAGAAGAUGCUCUUUUAAAAUGCAACAUGAGUAAUGUUUUUAAUCUAGAUAUCCAGAAUAUUGUCAGAACAUAUGAUUAUUAUGUUCAACAGGAUGCCAUAAAUGCCAUAAUACCUGAUCCAUCAUCUGACUCUGGUGACAGUGACAUGGAUGACAUGGAGAACAGCAAUGACGCAAACACUGAAAACAAGGCUGUAAAAACAGUACUACGAGCGACAAAGGAAGUCAUUUCGUUAGCUAUUAUGGAAGAAAAUCAAGAAUUGAUUCAUUUAGCUUUUUCUCUAGAACUUUUUGAUUGUGUUAAAAUGUAUUUGGCAAGCUUCCCUCAACUGCUAAACUGUAAAUCAACCUCAAACGGAAAUACACUGAUCAAUAAGGCGGCACACAUUGGUAAUUUGGAAGUGAUGAAAUAUUUAGUGUCUAAAGGAAGUAACAUUUCGAUACCCAAUGAUGUUGGAAAUCGUCCAAUUCACAGAGCUGCCUAUUGUGGUCAUACAGAGCUUGUAAAAUAUCUGGUAGAAGAAUGUGGUGAAUGUGUCGAUGUUUUCCAACACUCCUCUCCAAAAUCAAAGAGACUUGAAAAUUCAUUGCAUUUAGCAGCAAGAAAAGGGUUUUUGGAAUGUGUGAAGGUUUUACUGAUGAAUGGAUCGGAUAUCACUCGAACCACAAAAAGUGAAAGUACAACAGGAAGAAGAGAUGCCAUACAAUUGGCAAAGAGAUACAAUCAAAUAGAAGUCUAUGAAUUUCUCAAAAAAGUUUAUGAAAAGACUGCUCGGUCAUGCUAA